AUGUCGAACCCUACCGCCGACCUCGGUCGGAUGACGUCCAACCUCAGCCUCAACGACCCUUCUACGUCCUCGUCCGCCUCGCCCUCUGGCUCUUCGCAGCCACCAUCGCAGUCGCCGUCACGGCCCAUGCCGCCGCACAACGGCAUGGCAUCGCUCCAGCAGCGCGCCACGGGCGGGCCGCCGUCUCGAUCGCCCGGGAUGUUGCCGCCGGGUUCCCGGCCGAUGGGCCCGGGAGGGCCGAUACCGCCGCGCGGAGGCGUUGCGGGUCUGAAUGAGCGCACGCGGCAGAUGGCCAGCACCAAGCUGCCGCCCAGCUUGCAGGCCAAGCUCGCCGCCAACGCCAAUCGUUCCGCCUCGGGAGGGAGCAGCCCGAGCCCCGGCGUGCUGGGACACGACCAGAAGAUCGACAGCUCCUCAUUGCUAGGCUCUGCGGGAGGCAUGGGCAGCCUGACACCGUCGCUGGGGCUCGGCGGCCUAGCGGCUCGGCGAGCGGCCAUGGGAGGUCUCGGCUCUGGCGCUGGCUCGCCCGUGUCGGCUGGCGGCCCGCCGGGAGCCGGCAUGGGCGCCAGGCGCAAUCGCCCCGGUCUCAAGCUGAGCGACAUGGGCAUCUCUCCGAGCGAGGGCGUCGGCUCUCCCGCCCCAUCUUCCUCUUCCUCAUCGUCGGCCUCGUCCGGCGGUCUCGGUGGCGGGCGGCGGGCGGCUCCCCCCGGCAGGCUCAGCUCAGGUGGCGAGGACGCCAACGGUUCCGGCGCCAUGAGCUCGCCCUUCAGCAACUUUAGCAAGAUUGUCGACCCCUCCGGACGGCUCAACUUCAGCGGCAAGGCGGUUCUGCACGCCUCGGGCGUCGAGUUUGGCAACGGCACUUCGUUCCAGAUCAAGAUGGAGGACCUCGAGCUGAUGGACGAGCUGGGCAAGGGCAACUACGGCACCGUCCGCAAGGUCCGCCAUACUCGGACAAAGGUCGACAUGGCCAUGAAGGAGAUCCGCCUGGAGCUCGACGAGUCCAAGCUCAACGGCAUCAUCAUGGAGCUCGACAUCCUCCACCGCGCCAUCUCGCCCCAGAUUGUCGAGUUCUACGGCGCCUUCUUCAUCGAGAGCUGCGUCUACUACUGCAUGGAAUUCAUGGACGCGGGCAGCCUCGACAAGCUGUGCUGGGGCCGCGCCACGGUGCCCGAGGACGUGCUGGCACGCAUCACGCGCAGCAUGGUGCUCGGCCUCAGCUUCCUCAAGGACGAGCUGCAGAUCAUCCACAGGGACGUCAAGCCGACCAACGUCCUCGUCAACCGCAAGGGCGAGGUCAAGCUAUGCGACUUUGGCGUCUCGGGGCAGCUCGAGAAGAGUCUGGCCAAGACCAACAUUGGCUGCCAGAGUUACAUGGCUCCGGAACGCAUCAAGGGCGAGUCGCAAAACAUGCUGGGGACGUACACGGUCGCGUCGGACGUAUGGUCGCUGGGCCUGUCGAUUGUCGAGAUGACGCAGGGCACCUACCCGUACCCGCCCGAGACGUACUCGAACGUCUUUGCGCAGCUGCAGGCCAUCGUCCACGGCGACCCGCCGGAGCUGCCGGCGGAAAUCUACUCGGACACAGCAAAAGAUUUCGUGGCGCGGUGCCUGGAAAAGGUGCCGGGACGUCGGCCGACGUACGCCCAGCUGCUGCAGGAUCGGUUCCUGCUGCAGGACGAGGAGAGGGGCCAGGGCGGCGUGGAUAUGGUCGGGUGGGUCAAUCUGGCCAUCGAGGAGAGGAGCAAGAAGAGGGAAAGGGAGAGGAGCGAGGCUGAGGCUCAGGGUCAGGGUAAGGGUCAGGGUUCCGGGUCAGGCGAGCCGAGUCCCGCCGCUGGUGCUGGUGCUGGUGCUGGUGCUGGUCUCGAUGCGCAGGCUCCCGAACUCGCCGCAGCCCAAAACGCUGAAGCUCCAACGUCGACGCCUUCACCGACGCAACCUCAACCGUAG
Molecule: messenger RNA, 1950 nt
Organism: Pseudozyma flocculosa PF-1
Lineage: Eukaryota; Fungi; Basidiomycota; Ustilaginomycetes; Ustilaginales; Ustilaginaceae
Exons: 4
Coding region: 1-1950 (649 amino acids)
Biological process (GO): MAPK cascade; cellular hyperosmotic response; protein phosphorylation
Molecular function (GO): MAP kinase kinase activity; ATP binding
Source: RefSeq, a predicted model, not a curated record